AUGGCAGGACUGAUAACAGAAUUCAACACUGCUGCACCAAAUUGGGAAAGGAAAAGUGACCGCAGCAGUGUAGUAACCAGCCCCAAAUUUGGGCAGUCAAGUAAUGAAGUAGUGGAGGAGGUAUUGAAAUCGUUCCCAUUACCAGAUCAUCCAGCUCCAGUGCAGGUUAUUGAAACUCUUGACGAGCAACACCAAUUUCGUUUAGAUGAGGCGGCGCUGGAAAAAGUUCUUUUAAGCUCAGAUGUUAUAGACAAGAAGGUGUCUGUAAUCAGCGUGGCGGGCACGUUUCGAAAAGGAAAAAGUUUCCUUUUGAAUUUCUUUUUACGUUAUUUGGAAGCUUCCGAAGAAAAGCGACGCUCUGGUGAUUGGAUUUAUGGUGGUGAUCAUUUGGAUGGAUUUAGCUGGCGUGGAGGUAGCGAGCGUGAAACUAGUGGUAUUUUAGUAUGGUCUCGACCAUUUAUUAUGCGCAAUCGGGACGGUGAAGAUACAGCUGUUAUACUAAUGGAUACUCAGGGAGCUUUUGAUAGUCAGAGUACCGUAAAAGACUGUGCUACCAUUUUUGCCCUUUCAACAAUGAUUUCUUCUUUGCAGAUUUAUAAUUUGAGUCAAAAUGUGCAGGAGGAUGAUUUGCAGCAUUUACAGUUGUUUACCGAAUACGGUCGGCUGGCACUGGAAAACGCAUCAGCUAAACCAUUUCAAUCGUUGUUAUUCUUGGUGCGAGACUGGAGUUUCCCCUACGAAGCAGAAUAUGGCUUCCAGGGCGGUGAACGUUUACUUGAACGUCGUCUACAGGUUUCCGAGAAGCAACAUUUGGAGUUGCAACAACUACGGAAGCAUAUACGUUCUUGUUUUGAACAGAUAUCAUGCUUCCUGAUGCCCCAUCCUGGGCUACGUGUUUCCACAAACCCAGUUUUUCGUGGACAAAUAAGUGAUAUUGAAAAUGAAUUUCAACAGCAGUUACGUUCUUUUGUUCCGCGUUUGCUGGACUGCAAUAAUUUGGUAUUAAAGCGAAUUAAUGGCCGCGAAAUAACUUGUCGUGAACUGGUGGAGUACUUCAGGGCUUAUAUGACAAUAUUUCAAGGAGAAGAUUUGCCAGAACCAAAAUCAAUGCUGAUGGCUACUGCGGAGGCAAAUAAUUUGGCAGCAGUUUCAACUUCUAAAGCCCAUUAUGUCAGGAGAAUGGAAGAUGUAUGUGGUGGUGAUGCACCUUACAUGAGUUCAGCAGAUUUGGCAGCAGAACAUGAGCGGUGUUACAAAGAGGCCAUUAAACUAUUCAAAGCAACUAGAAAAAUGGGUGGCGCAGAAUUUUCUGAACAGUUCCUGGAAAGAUUGGAUAUUGAUAUCGAAGAGCAAUACGAAAGUUUUAUUAAAGUGAAUAACAGUAAGAAUUUGUUCAAAUCGAUGCGAACACCUGCUGUGUUGGUAACAUUUAUGAUUGUAGAUUAUGUGCUGCAAGAAUUUUUCCAACUAAUUGGUUUGGAUAUCAUUGCAGGCUUAUUUUCUGCUGCGCUCUGUAUUGCUGUUGUUUCACUUGGUAUAUGGGCUUACUCAAGAUAUAGCGGUAAUUUGAGGGAAGUUGGUGUUAUGGUUGACGAUGCGGUUACAUGGGCAUGGUAUAAUUUCUUGUCAUCGUUGACUCAAGAAAGUAUGCACCGUGCUGUUGCUAUUGGACAUCGAUUAACCCAGAACGGUACAGCAUUGCAUGGUAGGCAUUCAGGCGAUCGAAGAGAUAAUAAGAAGAAUUCUUGA
Molecule: messenger RNA, 1749 nt
Organism: Brugia malayi
Lineage: Eukaryota; Metazoa; Nematoda; Chromadorea; Rhabditida; Onchocercidae
Gene: Bma-atln-1
Exons: 14
Coding region: 1-1749 (582 amino acids)
Biological process (GO): protein homooligomerization; endoplasmic reticulum organization
Molecular function (GO): GTP binding; GTPase activity
Source: RefSeq, a predicted model, not a curated record